AUGGGUAAAAGUAACAACCAUCACCCUCAUGGUCGCCAAACCUGCACCAAGCAGUUUUGGAAGGCUGGUGAAUACGAAGGCGCUCCUCGCAACAUCCGCAGAAAUAUCGAUUCUUCUUCCACUAAUGGUUUCGAUCACGCCAGGAUGCACCCCAAGUUUCUGCACUCCAAUGCAACGAGUCACAAGUGGGCUCUCGGAGCUUUCGCGGAGCUCUUAGACAAUGCACUGGACGAGGUCCACACCGGUGCUACCUAUGUCCAUAUAGACGUGCUUGCAAGCAAGAAAGACCGGAGCAAAAUGCUCCUGAUUGAAGACAACGGCGGCGGGAUGGACCCGGAAAAGAUGAGGAAGUGCAUGUCGUUAGGGUACUCAGAGAAAAGCAAGACAGCAAACACCAUUGGACAAUAUGGAAACGGUUUCAAAACCAGUACCAUGAGGCUUGGGGCUGACGUCAUCGUCUUCUCUCGUACUGCCAGAACCCAGAGCAUAGGAUUAUUGUCUUACACUUUCUUGAGGAGCACAAAGAAAGAGGAUAUUAUAGUUCCCAUGGUGGACUACGAGAGAAGACGAGGGUUUGACCCUACCAAGAUUAUUCGAUCCUCGAGCGAGAACUGGAACAACAGUUUGCAGACGAUAAUAGAGUGGUCGCCGUUUGGGAGUGAGGGAGAAUUGAACCGUCAAUUUACUACGAUGAAGCAACAAGGCACUCGAAUAAUCAUAUACAACCUUUGGGAGGACGAUGAAGGAAACUUGGAGCUUGACUUGGACAGUGAACCUCAUGAUAUUCAAAUGCGAGGCACAAAUCGAGACGAGAAGAACAUAGAAAUGGCCGAGAAGUACCCUAAUUCUCGACAUUUUUUGACUUACCGUCACUCGUUAAGGAGUUACGCAUCAAUUCUCUACUUGCGGCUUCCCACCAACUUCAAAAUCAUUCUUCGCCGCAAGGAUGUUAUGCAUCACAACGUUUUGGAUGAUUUGAUGUGGUCUGAGCAGAUCACAUAUAGGCCGAAGCUACCUGAUAACGAGACAUAUAUAACGAGGAAAACCAAGAAAGAUACAGAGAUGGUUGCUACGGUCACCCUUGGGUUUGUGAAAGAUGCAGAGAACCAUCUUGAUGUUCAGGGGUUUAACGUAUAUCAUCGGAACAGACUAAUCACGCCUUUUUGGAGAGUAUGGAAUGCUGCAGGAAGCGAUGGUCGGGGGGUUAUAGGUGUGAUAGAAGCCAACUAUAUAAACCCAGCUCAUGAUAAGCAGGGCUUUGAGCAUACCAUACUUCUUGAUAGACUCAAGCAGAAGAUAGCAGAAACGCAAAAAUCUUAUUGGUCUACCAAUUGUCACAAGAUUGGCUAUGCUCCACGACGCAAUAAAAGGGCUAUUAUUGAAGAAAGGGAAGCUGCUAAUAAGUCAGGCAGCCAGAGUCGGCUAGUUUUAAAUUCAAAUUUAGACAAGUUAUCUUCACGUAAGAGACCAGUUUUUGCUUCUAAUUUUGAGUCGUCUUCACGCAAGAGACCACUUGAUAGGAAUACAAUUGCAGCCCCAUACAAAAGUCAGAAGGUUUCUUCAGACAAAUCUCCCAAUGGGAACAUGACCAUACAGAAGAAAACCACAUUGCAAGCAACCUUUAAUUCAUCAACUCCUCGCCUAGAAGUUGUGCUUGGAUUAAACUCUUCUAAUCCACAUGCUGACAUACAUAUACCAUCUUCUGCGACAGCCCAAACCUCAUCUGGUAAUGUCAACAUGAAGCCCACUUCCGAUAAGCAAACUAAUGGCAGAAAUACUGAUAAGGCAAAGAAAAAUUCUGAGAAGAACGCGGAUGAAGUGAUGCAUCCUCAUUCUUCCCGGUGUGAAGAUUUUCGAUAUGAACAGUCUACACAAUGUGGAGCCAAUAGUCCGGUCACCACAAAAUCCGGUGCAUUCAAUAUUAUUCAAGAAUUGCGUGCACAGCUCGAAAAGGCAAAAGAAGAAAUUAAGAGACUGAACAUGGAGCAGGAUGAGAGUGCACAAAAGCUUCAAAAGGCAAAUGAAGAAAUUAAGAAACUGAACAUGCAGCAAGAGGAGAGUAAACGGCGAGAGAAAGAAGCAAACAACUUGCUGAAGAAAGAAUUACAGGAUGCAUACAAUCAGCUCGAAAAGGCGAAUCAAGAAAUUGUGAAUCUGAACACGACGGAGAAAGUUCUAAUUGAACUGUUGGAUGAGGCGCGAGCUUAA
Molecule: messenger RNA, 2208 nt
Organism: Argentina anserina (silverweed cinquefoil)
Lineage: Eukaryota; Viridiplantae; Streptophyta; Magnoliopsida; Rosales; Rosaceae
Product: protein MICRORCHIDIA 7-like
Exons: 1
Coding region: 1-2208 (735 amino acids)
Cellular component (GO): nucleus
Molecular function (GO): ATP hydrolysis activity
Source: RefSeq, a predicted model, not a curated record